AGUUUCGGAAUUUACGUGCAGUACAGUUGUUUGUUUGGUAACGUGUGUAUGUUAGUAAGGUCUUUGAGUAAAAUAUCGAAUAUAUACUGUUUACAAGUAAGAUAAACACCACAAAGUGUGAAUCCAAGAUAUAUGAUGUGGGAAGAUUCGUAACAAAUGUAAUAUUUUGUGCUCCAGGACACUGUGCUUGUUAUGUUUUAAAGAUGGCUUCGACAGAGCAGUUGGGACCGAAUAAAACGUGGGAACUUUCAUUGUACGAGCUUCACAGAACACCACAAGAUGCGAUAACUGAUAACACUGAAAUAGCUGUAUCUCCGAGAAGUUUGCAUAGUGAAUUAAUGUGCCCUAUAUGUUUGGACAUGCUAAAGAAGACAAUGACAACAAAAGAGUGUUUACAUAGGUUUUGUUCUGACUGUAUCAUAACAGCAUUAAGAUCUGGCAAUAAGGAAUGCCCUACGUGCAGGAAGAAACUCGUGUCGAAGCGUUCGUUGAGACCAGAUCCAAAUUUUGAUUUACUCAUUCAAAAAAUUUAUCCUAGUCGUGAUGAAUACGAAGCUCAUCAAGAGAGGGUGUUGGCAAAAUUGAGCAAGAGCCAUAGCCAGGCGGCGCUUGUGAAUUCGAUAAACGAGGGAAUCAAGUCGCAGUCACAGAACAGGCCCCAGCGAUCACGUAAGGCGGCAAAUGAGUCUGACACUGCACCAGGUGGGACACCGAAUGCGAGCGCCCCGACGACGCCAACGCAUCAAGACGCCGGGGCGCCGAGACCGAUAACGCCACCUGCAAGCGAACCUACACCUCCAGCGGUACCGCCCCCACCCCAACAGCCGCAACCGCCCCCGCCAAGCCCAACUCUUUCCAACAAAUCCACCAAACGUCUUAAAUCUGUCCCUAACUCCGAAAACGAGUCCGCGGGAUCAAGUGUGGAGGCUGGCGGACACGAGUCGUCUGUAGGAGAGGUUGAUGCCGCGGAACCAGCAAUGUUAAACGAAGUUGAAAUUAUUUUCAAACCACAUCCCACCGAGAUGCUGGGGGAGCAGGUGCUUAUCAAGGCACUGAAGGACAACUCUGUGCGGUACAUCAAGACAACAGCCAACGCCACAGUUGACCAUCUCGGCAAGUAUUUGGCAAUGCGGCUGACACUUGAUCUGGAGGCAGAGGUACCUGAGCCACUCCGUCUUUUGAACUUCUGCAUUUAUAUAGCAUCAGCGCCUGGUCAGCUUAUUGUCUUGAGUGGCACACAGACACUGCGACAAGUCAAUGACAAGUUCUGGAAGAUCAACAAACCGUUGGAAAUGUUCUACUCCUGGAAGAGGUCCUAGGGGCAGGGCCAGGAUCGCUGACCGGCGGUCUCGAACAGAUCGUGAAGGUGAUCCGUGUUAUGCUAGACUAUUGGAACAACUGAUCCACUGAAAGACAGCAUUAUUAUUUUUCACAUGAAAUUUGUUGUUUUGAGUUAUGAGUAACUCAAAAAUCACAUUCUGAGUUGUUCACCUUUUGUUGAUGUAAAGAGAUAUAUUUGAUCUGAGAUAUAUUUAUGAGGAAGUGUAAUAUGAAACAGUAGAUCAUGUUCAAAGAAAUGUAUACUUUUGUGCCUUACUUCCCCUUUUCUGUUGUUGUUUAUGUAUCAGAUUCUGAGAGACAGUAUUAUGUUUCAUGGACAGUAUGUUACCAUGACAAAAACUGAGGAGAACGUGUAUAAGAGUACUUUGCAUGAUGCUCUUGUCUAAUAAACUUGACCUUUAUACAGACAUAUAGAUGAAAAACUAUGUUGGGUCUGAAUAUUGUGAUGUAAUUUAUGAAAACAUGAUGCAGCUUCUUUUUGAAGAUGCAGUGUUGAGGUAAAAUCUUUUGGAAAGUAAUGCAGAAUAUUUUAUUUUCACGUAAUUGUCGACUUGAAAACCACCUUAAAGUUGACAAUGAUAACUAUGCAAAACAGCAAUGUACAUUUUGGUGUAGUGUCUGUUGCACUACAAAUCGGCUGUUUCUCUAAAAAUUUCACUGUUUACAUACAAGUGAAUUUCAAGUGCUUCAUUUUACUGUUUGGGUGAGAGAGAAAGUGUUUGUGUGUGUGUGUGUGUGUGUGUGUGUGUGUGUGAGAGAGAGAGAGAGAGAGAGAGAGAGAGAGAGAGAGAGAGAGAGGGAGUGAGUAUGUGUGCCUACUGUUGGAGAGAGGGAAAGUUGUGCAAAUUGUAGCCUGUGACAUGGAGAUAAUGCUCGUAAGUUCCAAAAAAAUUGAAAUUGAAAUAGGGCUUUCUUUGCAGCAUGGAUGACAAACUAGUGAUGGUAACGAGAGAAUGAAAGUUUGUAUAUUGAAUCUAGGAAGAGAAACAAUUUAUGACAGUUUUUCAUCUUUUUUUGUGUGCAGUAACUAAAUUAAGUGUAAUACUGAGUGUUUGAAAACAUAAUUGUAUGUGAUAUUUUGAAGCACAUAACUGUGUUUAGCACAAAUUCAGAGGAUCAAACUGUAAAUCAGAGUGACAUGUAAUGAGCUUAUAUGUCGUCAAGUGCCUCACAAAUGUUUUGUUUUUUAACCACAAACUGCAGUGCAGAAUGUGAUAUGUAAACAUGCUGCAAUCUAUUGCUAUUGAGGACAAUUGCAGCGAGGCUAGUUUAAUGUACAGUACAAUAAAUGCAAAUUAUGAAGCAUAAUUAUCACAGAAAAAUACCAAGAUUUACAACUGAAACUUUUGUCUUGGUGUAUGACAUUCAUGCUCUUUUUGCUGGAUGAUUUUAAUACAGAGGUAAUCAUUAGUUGUAUUGAACUUGUAACAAUGCUUUUUCCAAAUUUUACCUGUUUUAUCACCAUCCGCCUGCUAUAGUGUAUUAUCAGAAAGAAUACACUACAAAUAUUUUGUGUACUAGUCAAUUGGUUGCAUUGUAACAGUAAGCUGUAAUUUUGAAACAGUGUAUGUAGAUACUGCAGAAAUUGUCAAAUUGCAGCAUUAUUGAAUUUUGUGUAAUGUUGUGAAGAUAUUAAAGAAAUUGCGUCAGGGACAUCUCAGUAUGCCAUCAUCAUUAGAGAGAGAGAGACUGGUCUUAUUAUUACUGUCCUAACAGCAACACUUUGGUUUUGGUGUGGACUUCUCACCAGAAUAGUGGAAAAUUCACUUCAGAUGGUAACAACAGUAUAGUUGUUACAUGCUGUUGUGUCUGGCCAAUUUUAUAUUUAAUUUCAUCUGGAAUAAAGACUUCAUUCAAGUUUAAUCUUGUGUCUGUCAGUUCUAUUACUAUGUCUUUUUCAAUUAAUGUUAGCUCUCUCAGUGACUGGUUCAACAGUAGGGAUGUGUUCGCUCUCCAGAAGGUAAUCACUAACUUGUCAUCAGUAAUACUAAAAGUUGUUCUAUUAUAUCUUUUGAAAAGAAUUAAGUUUUCUAAUAACUAUGCAGGAUAGUUUCAAAAUAGAACAAGCUUGAACAGAUACUUCCUAAACCGUAUUUUUAUAUAUACUUUCAGUAACAAGUACUUAAUUUCAUGCUGUUUGCAGCUUAUCGGAAUCUGUCAUUUUAAUUAUCACCUUGUGGUGUGAUUGUAAUGCUAUAAGUAUGAAAGUAGUGUCUUUCAACAUGCAUUGCAUAUGAUUUACGCUUGAGUGAAGCUGUUAUUAUGUGAACAGAAAAUAAAACAAUAUUGUUCUUCUUCA
This is a messenger RNA of Schistocerca serialis cubense, 3640 nucleotides long. It is a transcript of the gene Sce, whose product is annotated as E3 ubiquitin-protein ligase RING1. NCBI's taxonomy places the organism in Eukaryota, Metazoa, Arthropoda, Insecta, Orthoptera, Acrididae. The record is from RefSeq and is a predicted model, not a curated record. Gene Ontology annotation, molecular function: ubiquitin protein ligase activity; chromatin binding. The transcript has 2 exons. The coding region runs from base 204 to 1319 and encodes 371 amino acids. Gene Ontology annotation, cellular component: PcG protein complex; ubiquitin ligase complex.